GCCGCCUGUCUGCUGGCCGAGCCGAGCCGAGCCGAGCCCUUCGUGCGAGGUUUUUCUCAGGCAUCAGGAAUGUCUUCUGAGCCUGCUGCAUCUGCCUCGGAGCAGUCCCCCUCCUCUCUGCACUCGUCCAGUUCUCUUCAUCUGCCUGAAAACCGCAGGACAAGAGAUCGCUCCCCAUCUCCCAUGAGGGGGUACCUCAUCCCCAGCCCGCUGCCCACGCGGCGCACCAGGACGUAUUCAGCAACUGUGAGAGCAUCAGAGGGUCCCAUCUACAAAGGCGUCUGUAAGUGUUUCUGUCGCUCUAAAGGCCAUGGCUUCAUUUCCCCUGCAGAUGGAGGGCCUGACAUCUUCGUACACAUUUCUGACAUCGAGGGCGAGUACGUUCCU
Molecule: messenger RNA, 387 nt
Organism: Phasianus colchicus (ring-necked pheasant)
Lineage: Eukaryota; Metazoa; Chordata; Aves; Galliformes; Phasianidae
Gene: CARHSP1
Product: calcium regulated heat stable protein 1
Biological process (GO): regulation of mRNA stability
Cellular component (GO): cytoplasm
Molecular function (GO): mRNA 3'-UTR binding
Source: RefSeq, a predicted model, not a curated record